Messenger RNA from Cucurbitaria berberidis CBS 394.84, 1830 nucleotides. Its product is annotated as MFS monocarboxylic acid transporter. Gene Ontology annotation, biological process: transmembrane transport. Gene Ontology annotation, molecular function: transmembrane transporter activity. The record is from RefSeq and is a predicted model, not a curated record. NCBI's taxonomy places the organism in Eukaryota, Fungi, Ascomycota, Dothideomycetes, Pleosporales, Cucurbitariaceae. The transcript is spliced from 2 exons. Gene Ontology annotation, cellular component: membrane. The coding region runs from base 1 to 1830 and encodes 609 amino acids.
AUGGGUAGUAAGGAGGGCAAGCGAAACAGCGCCAAUGCCAUCGACAAGCUCGACUACCUACCACCCAACUCGCCGCGACGCCCUCUACUAGGCCCCGACAGCGACGACGCCGAAUUCACCCGCCACAGCCAGGACACGAGCUCCGCCGGCAGCUUCUUCGACCAGGUUGCCGAGGGCAUCAUGGAGCGCGACCGUGAGAGGCUGCAGCGCGUCUUCGUGCGCUGGUUGAGCUUCGUCUGGGCCAUUGUCAACUGCCUCUGCGCUGGUAGCAUCACCGCAUACUCGCUGUAUGGCCAUCUGUUCCAGUCGAGGCUGCACUACACCCAAGUCCAGGUCAACAUUGUCUCCAUCGGGGCAGAGCUGGGCCUCUACCUCCUCGUCCCGCUAUUCGGAUACCUCUGCGACCGCCUUGGACCAGGCUUCCCCUCCGCGCUUUCUGGACUCCUCUUCGGCUUUGGCUACUUGCUUGCUGCGUUCACCUACAAAAGCGGGCCUCCCCCGUCUGCAGGAGGCCAUGGCUGGCCGUUUGGCGUCAUGGUCCUGGCAUUUGCCGCCAUUGGCAUGGGUACAAGCUGCAUGUAUCUGUCCGCCGUGACGACGUGCGCCAAGAAUUUUGGCCGCGGAAACGCAAAGGGCAUCGCACUCGCAGUACCCAUUGCUGCCUUUGGUCUAAGCGGCAUGUGGCAGAGCCAGGUGGGAAGUCGGCUGCUGUAUGAGAAGAAGCCCGACGGAAGCAAAGGCGACGUGGACGUGUUUCGCUUCUUCCUGUUCUUGGCCAUCCUGCUACUCGCCGUAGGUGCCGUCGGCUUCUUUGCGUUGUGCAUCAUGGACGAGGAAGAGAUGAUAGACGAGGCUGUCGAUGAGUUGGAGAGGUCUGGUCUCCUCGCCCAGGACGAGUUCUUCUCGCAGGCUGCCAAUCAUCACGGUUACGGCACCAUGGCGACCCAUGACCUCUCUGACUCGACCUUCGAUUUCCUGCAGUCCGAAGCGGAACGUCUGAAAGCGAAGGCGGAAGAGGAGGCGCGGAAGAAGACAUGGCUGCUGAACGAGGAGACUCGCCGGUAUAUCAUGGACCCGACAAUGUGGUGGCUGGCAGGAGGCUUCUUUCUCGUCACCGGCCCUGGCGAAGCCUUCAUCAACAAUCUUGGAACCAUCAUCGACACCCUCACGCCUCCGCACGUCGCUACCAAUACAUCGCCAGCAACGCAUGUCUCCAUUGUAGCCAUAACAUCUACCCUCGCUCGCUUGAUAACCGGCACACUGUCCGACGUGCUCGCACCCACCUCUGUUACGCACCAACACCGCCGCGGCCCUGACUCGAUUGCGAACUCGUUUUCAUCUUUACCACCACUCGACCGCCCGCAAAAACUAUUCACCGUCUCUCGCAUGACGUUCCUGUUGACAUUCGCCUUCAUACUCUCCUUGGGUCAACUGCUUCUUGCCAGCGGUUGGGUGCAAAACCACGCGCCCCGCUUCGCCGCUGUCUCAGCCCUUAUCGGCGCAGGUUAUGGCGCCGUUUUCUCGCUCACGCCCAUUGUCGUCUCGGUCGUAUGGGGCGUUGAAAACUUCGGCACCAACUGGGGCAUACUUGCCAUGACGCCUGCUGUUGGAGCGACGCUCUGGGGCGCCAUUUACGCUACCGUUUACCAAAGGGCUGCGGAUAGCGCUGCAUUAAUUGAGGGGGACCCCGAGAAUGUACUGUGUCAUGGCAAGGCCUGCUAUGCGUCGACAUUCUGGGCCAUGGCCAUCAGCGUGUGGGUUGCCAUGGGGCUCUGGGUUUGGGCUUGGAGAGGGCCUGGCGGGUGGAAGAGAAGGGGUGUCGCUGUAUAA